Molecule: messenger RNA, 6027 nt
Organism: Drosophila montana
Lineage: Eukaryota; Metazoa; Arthropoda; Insecta; Diptera; Drosophilidae
Gene: Pde6
Product: phosphodiesterase 6
Exons: 14
Coding region: 1256-4675 (1139 amino acids)
Biological process (GO): signal transduction
Molecular function (GO): 3',5'-cyclic-nucleotide phosphodiesterase activity; protein binding
Source: RefSeq, a predicted model, not a curated record
AGUGCUCAACGUGUCGUCGUGCUGUGAAAAAGUCGUACUGGAAAUUGGGCAGUUCUCAGACAGCGCUAGUCCACCCACCGCCAGCUGCUCGAACCCAAGCUGCUGCUACACUACGUAUGCGGAAUUGCCGCCGGUUGUAAAAAACAGCAGAGCAAACAGUUUUGCAUAAUAUCUAUAGCAAAUAUAAAUAACAAAUAAAAGCAACAGCAAGCGAAUUAGUGUUUGAACGCAAUCAACAGUUUAAUGUUUUCAGAAAUAUUACAAAAAAAAAAAACAACAACAAUAACAAACAAAUGCUUGUGAAGUGCAGCGUAAAGCGAUUUGUCGCAUUUUUCUAAUUCACAUUCACCCGCAAUUUCCGCAGCCAAAACGCCGCUCGUGUUAUCAGGCAGGCAGAAUAACUUACAGCAACAAAAACCAACACAAACAAUAAUAAUAAAUAAUAAAAAAAAAACAAUAACAAAGUCAGGCAGAGACGUCAAAAAAUACUUGAAAAGUAAAGCAAAAGCAAUUUGCGGCGAAAUGUGAGUGCAUUUGCUUUUGACGCCAGCGCCGCAGUCGACGCACAUGUGUGUGUGUGUGUGUGUGAAUGUGUUUAAUAGAUAAUGUUUUAUGUUUAGGCUGAAUAAAUCCUAAAUUAAAUCAAGUUGACAGCACGUGGGGGGCAAAUCAAACAGAAAUGAACUGUUGAAUGGCUGUCGAGGAUUAGAUAGAAGCUCCCAGCCCAUUUGCGCGUGGAUAUUUAAGGCCGCCAAUAUUAAAAAAAGGCAUCAGGGCCGGAAGCGAACGUGCAUGAACUAAAAUCUAGAGGCUAAAGUAACAGACACAACCACAGCCACAGGCUCAGCUACAAGGGCUGAAGAUGACAACACACAACCAUUUGACGGAAACAGUUUGAGUCGCACUCAUCAAUUACCCCUUCCAGCGGGCACCUGCGCUGCUUCGCUGCCCAUUAAAGUCGGAGCUAACCAAACAGCAGGCUGUUAGGCAACAGGCGAUAGCAACAGGUCGUCAGAACUUUGCUAAGAGACCCAACCCCAAGCACAUAAGUGGCCAUCUACGUGACUUUAUCAGCACACGCAGCUGGAGCCGCAGUCAAGCGCUUAACUGAAGAGCGUCGCACAAGGUGGAGGCGGCACAUUAACCAGCAGAUUGGGGCUGAUUUACUGGAUGUGUGAACAGCUAGAAUAAUGAGUAUAUGCAGCAGUCCGGCAUCACAGCAAAUCCGUAACCGUAUCCACAAACAGUGAGCAUCAUGACCGAUGUGUCUGCGGCAGCUGCCGGUGCCGCCGGUGGCGCCUGCGAGCGCACACGCACAACAAACUCAGAGGCGCCAGCCGAGUCUGCGUCCAUAACAACGUCUACAUCAGUGUCCACGAAACCACUAAUCAAUGGUGCCAAAAAGGCGACACAGCCCGCAACGGCAACGGCAACGGCAACAACAACAGCAGGAACAGCAACAGCAAUUGCAACCACAAGCAAUCAAGCCAAAUUGGAGCGUCACUUGCAGAGCAACAACAAUCAACAUGCAGCCGCAGAAACGCCGACGUCGCCGUCGCCGUCGGCGUCGCCAUCGCAGCCGUCGCAACCAUCGCUGGCCAAGCCAAAGGUUUCCGCUGACAACGAAUCGUGUGGACCUGCGGCCAGCGACAGUUCGAGUGCCGCAUCUGGUUCCAUGGCGUCCGCCAAGUGCAGCAGCAAGCAGGAUGUUGACGAGGUGGCCCGCCUGUUUGAGGAGAAGCCCGAGGCAUUUGAGAAAUGGCUAACGGAACGUGCCCCACCUGAGGCGCUGAGUCGCCUACAGGAGUUCAUUGAGAGCCGUAAGCCGCACAAACGGCCCUCGGUCACAUCGGAUUUGUUCCAGCAGUGGAUGGCCUCGCCCGUAGUGCAGAAGAAGUCACCGCGCAAGCUUUCCAAUUCAUCGGUGCAUGCGCUGCCCGAAAGUCGACGCCAUUUGAUGGAACUGGACGAGGGUGAGCUCUUCAUGGAGCUGAUACGCGACGUGGCCAAUGAGCUGGACAUUGAUGUGCUCUGCCACAAGAUAUUAGUGAAUGUCGGCCUGCUGACCCAUGCGGAUCGGGGAUCCCUCUUUCUGGCCAAGGGCACGCCCAACAACAAGUAUCUGGUGGCCAAACUGUUUGACGUCACACAAAAGACAGCUCUCAAGGAUGCGGUGACACGGGCGCGAGCCGAGGAGAUUAUUAUACCGUUUGGCAUUGGCAUCGCUGGCAUGGUGGCGCAGACAAAGGAGAUGAUUAACAUCAAGGAGGCCUACAUGGAUGCGCGCUUCAAUUGCGAAAUCGAUCUAAAGACCGGCUACAAAACGAACGCCAUACUCUGCAUGCCCAUUUGCAAUUACGAGGGCGACAUUAUAGGCGUGGCACAAAUCAUCAAUAAAACGAAUGGCUGCAUGGAAUUCGAUGAGCACGAUGUGGAAAUAUUUCGCAGAUAUUUAACAUUCUGCGGCAUUGGCAUACAGAAUGCACAGCUUUUCGAAAUGUCCGUCCAGGAGUAUAGACGCAAUCAAAUCCUUUUGAAUCUGGCGCGCAGCAUCUUCGAGGAGCAGAACAAUCUCGAGUGCCUUGUCACCAAAAUCAUGACCGAGGCCCGCGAACUGCUCAAAUGUGAACGAUGCUCGGUAUUCCUGGUCGAUCUGGACUGCUGCGAGGAGAGCCAUUUGGAGAAGAUAAUCGAGAAGCCUCAUCAGCUGGAGCUGCGCGCCACGCGUGCCAUUCAAAGCGGCGACAGCUUCGAGGAAAAGCCUUCAAUCCAUUAUCCUUAUCCUUGUCGCUUGCAGCAAAAGAUGCGCAAUCGUUUCACAGUUCUUUUCGAGCUGGGUGGCGAAUCUCAGGCAGCGAACGUAUCCAGGCCCUCCAUCAAUGAUCUGAGCCACUCGACGCUGGCGCAGAUCGCACAAUUUGUGGCCACCACCGGACAAACGGUGAACAUUUGCGAUGUCCACGAUUGGGUGAGGGAGCACAAUCAAAUCCGCGCUGAGGGAGAGAUCGAUAGCACACAUGCCAUACUCUGUAUGCCCAUUGUGAAUGCCCAGAAGACGGUCAUAGGCGUGGCACAAUUGAUAAACAAGGCGAGCGGUUUGCCCUUCACCGAAUCGGAUGCCUCCAUAUUUGAGGCGUUUGCCAUAUUCUGCGGACUGGGCAUACACAACACACAGAUGUACGAGAACGCCUGCAAGCUGAUGGCCAAGCAGAAGGUGGCGCUGGAGUGCCUCAGCUAUCAUGCCACGGCCGGUCAGGAUCAGACGGAGAAGCUCAUACAGGAUCCCAUUGCCGAGGCCGAGACGUACAAUUUGUACAGCUUCACCUUCACGGACUUCGAUCUGGUCGAUGACGACACUUGUCGCGCAGUGCUGCGCAUGUUUAUGCAAUGCAACCUAGUCUCACAGUUCCACAUACCCUACGAUGUGCUCUGUCGCUGGGUGCUGAGCGUACGCAAAAAUUAUCGUCCCGUCAAGUAUCACAAUUGGCGACAUGCUCUAAACGUGGCUCAGACAAUGUUCGCCAUGCUUAAGACGGGCAAAAUGGAACGUUUUAUGACCGAUCUGGAGAUACUUGGCCUGCUGGUGGCCUGUUUGUGUCACGAUCUCGAUCAUCGCGGCACCAACAAUGCAUUCCAAACCAAAACCGAAUCCCCAUUGGCUAUACUCUAUACCACCAGCACCAUGGAGCAUCAUCAUUUCGAUCAGUGUGUUAUGAUACUCAACUCCGAGGGCAACAAUAUAUUCCAGGCGCUGUCGACCGAAGACUAUCGCUCUGUUAUGAAGACUGUGGAAAGCGCUAUACUUUCCACCGAUUUGGCAAUGUAUUUUAAGAAGCGUAACGCAUUUCUCGAACUGGUCGAAAACGGCGAAUUUGACUGGCAGGGCGAGGAGAAGAAAGAUUUGCUGUGUGGCAUGAUGAUGACGGCCUGCGAUGUAAGUGCCAUAGCCAAGCCCUGGGAGGUGCAACAUCGCGUGGCCAAGCUGGUGGCCGAUGAGUUCUUCGACCAGGGCGAUCUGGAGAAGCUGCAGCUGAACACGCAGCCAGUGGCCAUGAUGGACAGGGAACGCAAGGAUGAGCUGCCCAAAAUGCAGGUGGGCUUCAUUGAUGUCAUUUGCUUGCCGCUCUAUCGCGUAUUAUGCGACACAUUCCCAUGGAUAACGCCGCUGUACGAGGGCACGCUGGAGAAUCGACGCAACUGGCAGGACUUGGCUGAAAAGGUGGAAAUGGGCCUAACCUGGAUCGACCAUGAUACGAUUGACAAGCCAGUGGAGGAGUUUGCGGGCUGUGCCGAUGAGGAGAUCAAGGACAUUGAGUUCACAGUGACCACGCUCAAUUGCAAUCAGCAGUCGCAGCAUGGCGGCGACGAUAGCCACACGCCGGAGCAUCAGCGCAGCGGCUCAAGGCUGAGCAUCAAAAAGACCGGCGCCCUGGGCAAAGUAGUGCGCUCCAAGCUAUCAAAGACGCUUUACAACAGCAUGGAUGGCUCCAAGCCGAAGACAUCGCUCAAGCUGCUCGAGUCGCAUGUCAGCGAGGAUAUGGACGACAAGAGUCCGACGAGCCCAUCUCAGCCGCAUUUGGGCAGCGUUGGGCGGAUGUCCGCAUCCUCAUCCACAUCGUCUGCCGGCACCGUCGACAAGAGCAAGAAACGCUCCAAGCUGUGCGCGUUAUUAUGACGAAAGCCCUCCAAUUAGAGUUUGCUGACCCCCUCCAGUGCGGCUGGCAGUGAGACUGACAAAAGCGGAGGGGGGCUGACCGACUUCUAAUUGCCUGAACUUGGCUGGACAGUGUGCUAAGCAACAAAUGCCAGCCAGCAAUCCUUACAUUUAACAUCUUGAAUGACAUUGUCUUAACUAACUACUAUAGUAUCUAAUUUAUGUGCAGUUCAAGUUGAAUGAAUACCUUUUUUGGUUACUCUACGUGUAUAUGCCUAUAAGUAGAGAACAACACACACACACACACACACACACACACACAGACACAAACAUACCCAAACAGCAGAGAUAAUUGCAAUAUUAUACCUAAGUGAAUGUCAAAUCAUGUGAUCUAUUUAAGGUCCUAAAGGUCAAAGCGCAUGCGCGUUAUGCCUUUCGGUAUACUCUCUCCUUCUCUCUAACUCUCUAUCGGAAUCUGAAUCUUACCUGUAAGCUCUUAGGUGUUUGUACUCCGCUCGCAGCUAAAACCAAACACUAUAUCUAAAUAGAUUAUCAAUAUUAAGUAGUUCUCUUCUCGUAAUCGAACCGUGCUAGUCAAGAGUAUGAAAUACCAACUAUAUAGCAUAUAUACUUACAUACAUUCACACUUACAUUUAUAGUAUGUGUAACCUUGUGUAUGUUUAAGCAUGAAAUUUAAUGAGGCUAUGACACAUAUAACAUAUAUUGGCUAUCAAGGUUAAUGUACCCAAAAACUAUUACAACUAGUCCGCAUGUGAUAUCUACAUACACGUGUUGUACUCGACCUAUGGUAAGUUGUGGUUAAAGCUUUUACUAUCUAGAUGGCAUAACUAAUUAAAAUACAAUCUACACUAAAUUAACAAUUAACUAUAGUAAAGCACAAUUUGUGUGUUAAAUAGCAACACGCAAUUAACCUACUCGUAUAUGUUUAGUUAAACAAAAAGAACUUGUGAAGAAUACAAACUAUAGCAAUAUUAUAUGAUAUUUCUAGACUAGCUAAACUAUCUAACAUAUAUACAAAAAUCAAAAGACACUCAAAUAAAUAUGGUAUGUACUUUGUCAUUUGUGAGCACAGCACAGGAUGAGAAUAUUGUAAACUUAAUACAUACCAACGUUUAAAUAUUGAAAAAUAAUAAUAAUAAUAAUGAAAAAUUAAUUGUAGAGACAAAAAAUAAACACAUAUUAAAUGCGUUGCGUGGCGUCAAUUUUGUCAAUUUUUGAAUUCAACUCAAAUCUAAAUGGCAGAUAAGCAAAUCGUUAGUAUAUUCUAUUAGCACCUAUUCAAAUAGUGAUUAACUAUUUAUAUUAACUAAAAGAUAUGCGCACUAUUGUGUAUCCCAAUCUCUCUCUCUCUC